AUGUGUCUUCCUUGGUUCAAGACUGCUACAUGGGUUGGGAUUUAUCAAGGUGAAAUAGCGCAUGAGCUUGAUGCACAAGAUGAACAUCCACCGUUUCAAGGUGAAAAGAUGAUUCUUGGCCCUCCAUUCACAAGGCGUCCCUCUGGUCGUCCUAAAGAGGGAAGGUACCCUUCAACUGGCGAAAUCAAAGUACAUAUUACUAACACCACCUUCAAAUUUUAA
Messenger RNA from Arabis nemorensis, 222 nucleotides. The record is from the annotation of a GenBank genome assembly. Lineage: Eukaryota; Viridiplantae; Streptophyta; Magnoliopsida; Brassicales; Brassicaceae.